UCGGCUGCACUGCGCACGCGUGAUCCCAGCUGAGCCCCGGUAAGUUGCAAGUGGACGUCGCUCCUUUUUCCCAUUUUCUUUUUUUGUAGGGGGUCUAUAUUUUUAUUGGUGUAUUGAGAUGAAGCUCCCAGUGCCUCGUUGUGGAUAAAGUGCGCUCUCGCCAGCAAACAGAAGAAGGAAGCAGAGCAACAACAACCAGAAACAGAUUACAUCUUCAGUUUAUGAAUGGCCCCGACAUGGAGGACGCGCCGUUUGAGAAAGUCCGAAGCCGGCGGAAGAGAAGUCCGUGUCCGCCGGGCUUCCCCGUGAGCAGCAUCGCCUGCGAGGACGAGUUCGACUGUAAGGAGCUGGAGUCUCUCUUCCAAAACUAUAACCUGAAGCUGGAGCAGACGUCCACGCUCAAGGCUCUCGCCGUGCUUAUCGUCAUGUCGUCGGCACUGGCCGGCGCGGAGCUCCUCGGCGGCCCCGGUCACCUUACCAUCUCCAAGGGCUCGCACCCGGUGCACUGCGUCGUCUUCACGUCGCUCUUCAUCGUCACCAACGUCAAGUACCUGCAGGUGACCCAGUUGCAGCAGAUCGUCAACCUGAGCCUGCUCUUCGGUUUCACCUUCGCCUUCUUGUGCUGUCCCUUCUCGCUGGGAGUCACCGGCUCUGAGCCUCAGACGUCGCCCGAUCAGGGUGUGUGGCAGCUGGUCCUGGUCACCUUUGUCGCCUACGCGCUGCUGCCCGUCCGCACUUUGCUGGCUGUGCUCUUUGGGCUCAUGGUGUCCGUCUCGCACCUCAUUGUAACAGCCACUUCUGUCAGGACGCAGAAACUGUGGAGGACGCUGGUGGCUAACACGGUGCUUUUCACCAGCGUCAACCUGUCAGGCCUGUUUGUGCGCAUCCUGACUGAGCGAGCGCAGAGGAAGGCCUUCCUACAGGCACGAGACUGCAUAGAAGAGCGACUCCGGAUGGAGGACGAGAAUGAAAAGCAGGAGCGCCUGCUCAUGAGUUUGUUGCCCAGGAACGUAGCCAUGGAGAUGAAGGAGGAUUUCCUGAAGCCUCCAGAAAGGAUCUUUCACAAAAUCUACAUCCAGCGUCACGACAAUGUCAGCAUCCUGUUUGCAGACAUUGUAGGCUUCACCAGCUUGGCCUCCCAGUGCACCGCCCAGGAACUUGUUAAACUCCUCAAUGAGCUUUUUGGGAAGUUUGACGAGCUCGCCACGGAAAACCACUGUCGGCGGAUUAAGAUCCUGGGAGACUGUUACUACUGCGUGUCCGGACUGACACAGCCUAAGACGGACCACGCUCACUGCUGUGUGGAAAUGGGACUGGACAUGAUUGACACCAUAACGUCAGUGGCAGAGGCCACGGAGGUCAACCUCAACAUGCGUGUGGGCCUGCACACGGGUCGGGUGCUGUGCGGGGUACUAGGCCUCAGGAAAUGGCAGUACGACGUGUGGUCCAAUGAUGUCACACUCGCCAACGUGAUGGAAGCCGGAGGACUGCCUGGUAAGGUCCACAUCACAAGAUCCACCCUGGAGUGCCUGAACGGCGACUAUGAGGUGGAGCCAGGAAACGGUCACGAGCGCAACGCCUUCCUACAAAAACACGAGAUUGAGACUUUCUUUAUCGUGCCAUCUCACCGACGCAAGAUAUUCCCGGGAUUGAUUCUUUCGGAUAUCAAGCCGGCCAAAAAGAUGAAGUUCAAGACCGUGUGCUACUUGCUAGUACAGCUCAUGCACUGCAGGAAGAUGUUCAAGGCCGAGAUACCCUUCUCCAAUGUCAUGAACUGUGAGGACGGUGAUAAGCGGAGGGCCAUGAGGACGGCACCACAGAAGCUGAGAAACCGGCCCAACGCCAACCAAGCCAACGUGGUUCAGAGCAGCCCCAGAACGCGGGUCAACCGCUACAUAGGGCGUCUGAUCGAGGCCCGGCAGACCGAGUCGGAUACGGCUGACCUCAACUUCCUAACGCUCAUGUACAAGUGCUCGGAGCGUGAGCAGAGGUACCAUCAGGUUCCGGAUGAGUACUUCACCAGCGCCGUGGUUCUGUCUCUGAUCCUCGCUGCCUUGUGUGGCCUUGUCUAUCUUCUCAUCAUACCACAGGGAACAGUGGUGCUGGUGCUGCUUGUUUUCUGCAUCUGUUUCCUGGUUGCGUGCAUCAUGUACCUACAUAUCACCAGAGUACAGUGUUUUCCAGGGUGCCUGACAAUUCAGAUUCGCACUGCUCUCUGCAUUCUCAUAGUGCUGUUAAUCUACGCUGUUGCCCAAGCUUGUGUGGUUGGCUGCAUGCCUUGGCUGUGGGGUUCCACCAAGACCAACAGCUCCAUUUUCAUCAUUGAUAAAGACGGCGGUGGCAACCGUACCAUGGCCGAGCUGCCCUGUGAGGGUGCUCGGUACGCCUUCCUGUCAUGCGCAGUUGGCACACUCACCCUGGCGCUAUUUCUGCGCAUCCCCUGGCUGCCCAAGAUGGCGCUGAUGCUCCUGCUGGGUGUGCUGUACGUCACCGUGUUGGAGCUGAGUGGUUUUCGCAAGACCGCCGGUGGGGGGUCCUUCCACAUCCGGGGUUAUGAGCCCAUCCUGUCUCUGUUGCUCUUCGUCUGUGCUCUGGCCCUCCACUCCAGGCAGCUUGACCUCAAACUGCGUUUGGACUUCCUCUGGGCUGUCCAGGCAGAGGAGGAAAGGGAUGGGAUGGAAAAAGUCAAACUAGACAACAGGCGGAUCUUGUUCAAUCUGUUGCCGGCACAUGUGGCCCAACACUUCCUGCUGUCCAACCCCAGAAACAUGGUGAGCCCAGCUCAUAAACAGGCAGACACACACAAACAGGAUCUCUACUACCAGUCCUAUGCACAAGUAGGUGUCCUGUUUGCCUCCAUUCCAAACUUCAAUGACUUUUACAUUGAGUUGGAUGGCAACAACAUGGGAGUGGAGUGCCUGAGACUGCUCAAUGAGAUCAUUGCAGACUUCGACGAGCUCAUGGACAAAGAGUGCUACAGAGACAUCGAGAAGAUUAAGACAAUUGGCAGCACGUACAUGGCGGCCGUAGGCCUCGUCCCAACCAUUGGAGCCAAGGCCAAGAAGUCAAUUUAUGACCACCUGAGCACAAUUGCGGACUACGCCAUCGAAAUGUUUGACGUGUUGGAUGAAAUCAACUAUCAGUCUUAUAAUGAGUUUGUCUUGAGAGUGGGCAUCAAUGUUGGCCCAGUGGUGGCGGGGGUUAUCGGGGCACGGCGACCCCAGUAUGACAUCUGGGGGAAUACGGUCAAUGUGGCCAGUCGCAUGGACAGCACGGGAGUACCCGGAAAGAUACAGGUGACAGAGGAAGUCUACCGCCUGCUGAACUCUGACUACGACCUGGUGAGUCGCGGCAAAGUGAGCGUGAAGGGCAAAGGGGAAAUGCUGACUUACUUCUUGGAAGGCAAAGUGCAGGGUGUGGGCACAGCCACCACCUCUUCCGUGGUGCGUUCAGCCAGCCUAGCGCGCCGCAUCCACUCUUGCGGCAAGACCAGUGUGCCCGCUAACCUGGGCAGCAUCUCCUCUGUCGCCGCCACCUCCAACAGCCAGCCGACAUGCUUGCCCUCUUCACGUGUGCCUGCGGUGGGUGAGGUAGAGGAAGAAGAGGAGGAUAUAGAUGUGACAGAGAUUGAGAUUGAGGCCACGGCGACUGCGGCUAAUGCUGCGGUGUAGACGCAAACAAAAGCGUGACCUCAGUGAAGGCAAGAAGAACCAAGAUGGAGGCCUUGAGGAGGGCGGCCUGCAUGUUUCCUGCAGGUGCGACGCACAUUCAGGAAAUGAGUCCAGACAAUCAUACUUGCCGUUUUUUUUUUUUUUUUAAGGGAAUGUCAGCUGCUUGACACCCCCUCAGACACAGCAUCCUUUAUUUGCAGGUAAAAUCUCUGCAAAAGGUAUAUUCUGCAGUAUUUGUAUUAAUUGAAGAAAAGCAAACAAAAACACUGAUGUUGCUGUUGCUUUUGCACUGUCUUUCUAAUGAUGCCAAGGAUGCAUUGCAUUAUUUACAAGUGUCGCAGUAUUUCUUUUUAUGGUGCGCAUAAACAAACUUGCGUGUGUUUGCGAGUGUAUGGUGGUGUGUGAUUAUAUGAUGCAGCACAAUGACAUUUUAACACAUUUGCUGACACAUUCCUGAUUACCAGGGCAUCACUUUUCACAACUUGACAGCCAUAGCUAUAAUUUCCCCUUAAAUGGAAACCAAAGUAUUGAGCUAUAGAAUGCAGCAUCUACUAUAUGACCACAUGCGACUCUUUCAAGCACCUUCAGAUAAGCUAAAAUGUGUGUUUUUAAAACCGUAUUCAGAGAAACUACAGUGGAACCUUUGAGGUCAAAUGCGAUUUGUUGAAAGAGGUUUCAGAUUUGGAACAAAUGUAAUCUGGUUUUGGGUCAAAUUGUUGCAUUACUUUUACAUAAUGAUUUAAUCCUUGUUACUAAUGAGAUGUUAAAACAACACUUUUCAGUCAUAAAUUAUCAGUCAUUUAAGUUUAUACGGUUAAUAAGAGAUAAUAGCAGUCAAAUUGUAGUCUAACUAUGAUGGAAGUGAAAACAAGUUUGUCCCAUUAAUAAUAAUAUGAUGGGAUAACAUUUUUCAACUGAUCUAGGACAAUUUUAAAUUGUUGAAUAUUAAUAUGAAAUCAGGUUUUUACGCUAAACUGAUACUUACAUACAGUGGGGCAAAUAAGUAUUUAGUCAACCACCAAUUGUGCAAGUUCUCCUACUUGAAAAGAUUAGAGAGACCUGUAAUUGUCAACAUGGGUAAACCUCAACCAUGAGUGACAAAAUGUGGGAAAAAAAACAGAAAAUCACAUUGUUUGAUUUUUAAAGAAUUUGUCGAAGGAUACCAAAGACAAAAUUGUUGUCCUGCACCAGGCUGGGAUGACUGAAUCUGCAAUAGGUAAAACGCUUGGUGUAAAGAAAUCAACUGUGGGAGCAAUUAUUAGAAAAUGAAAGACAUACAAGACCACUGAUAAUCUUCCUCGAUCUCGGGCUCCAUGCAAAAUCUUACCCCGUGGCGUCAAAAUGAUGACAAAAACGGUGAGCAAAAAUCCCAGAACCAUACGGGGGGACCUAGUGAAUGACCUACAGAGAGCUGGGACCACCGUAACAAAGCCUACUAUCAGUAACACAAUGCGCCGCCAGGGACUCAAAUCCUGCACUGCCAUACGUGUCCCCCUGCUGAAGAAAGUGCAUGUCCAGGCCCGUCUGCGGUUCGGUAGAGAGCAUUUGGAUGAUCCAGAAGAGGACUGGGAGAAUGUGUUAUGGUCAGAUGAAACCAAAAUAGAACUUUUUGGUAGAAACACAGGUUCUCGUGUUUGGAGGAGAAAGAAUACUGCAUUGCAUCCGAAGAACAUCAUACCCACUGUGAAGGGGGGGGUGGAAACAUCAUGCUUUGGGGCUGUUUUUCUGCAAAGGGACCAGGACGACUGAUCUGUGUAACGGAAAGAAUGAAUGGGGCCAUGUAUCGAGAGAUUUUGAGUGAAAAUCUCCUUCCAUCAGCAAGGGCAUUGAAGAUGAGACGUGGCUGGGUCUUUCAGCAUGACAAUGUCCCAAACACACUGCCAGGGCAACAAAGGAGUGGCUUUGUAAGAAGCAUUUCAAGGUCCUGGAGUGGCCUAGCCAGUCUCCAGAUCUCAACUCCAUAGAAAAUCUGUGGAGGGAGUUGAAAGUCCGUGUUGCCCAACAACAGACCCAAAACAUCACUGCUCUAGAGGAGAUCUGCAUGCAGGAAUGGGCCAAAAUACCAGCAACAGUGUGUGAAAAGCUUGUGAUGAGUUACAGAAAAUGUUUGGCCUCCGUUAUUGCCAACAAAGGGUACAUAACAAAGUAUUGAGAUGAACUUUUGGUAUUGACCAAAUACUUAUUUUCCACCAUGAUUUGCAAAUAAAUUCUUUAAAAAUCAAACAAUGUGAUUUUCUGUUUUUUUUUUUCCUCCACAUUCUCAUGGUUGAGGUUUACCCAUGUUAACAAUUACGUGGCCUCGCUAAUAUUUUCUAGUGGGAGAACUUGCACAAUUAGUGGUUGACUAAAUACUUACUGUAUUUGCCCCACUGUAUAUAUGUAGACCUCUUACUUAAAACAAAAUCACAAACAAGCAACAACAACAAAAAACAUGUGACCAUCGUUGUAAAAGUUGACUAGAUUGAGCAAAACCAAUGUGAAGUUUGAAUUUAGCAUAUCAAAAAUGUAUUGUUGACCAGUAUCAUUAAAAAAUUGGUAAGAAAAAAAAAAUCCUUUUAAUUUUGAUUAAGAAUUGCUGGUAUAGAAAGGCAAAAAAAAGCUGCAUUGUACAGGACAAUGUGCCCAACCCAAAAAAGUAAAACAUUGCAAACUGAAACACAAGAGGAAUGGCAAAAUAAUCAUUUUCCAAUUUUGUGGUUUUUAGAGGUUCCACUGUUGCUGCCUCAACCCGAUUAUACUGACCAGUUUAUGUUUGUUAUGUAUGCAGUCAACAAACAAAUUGUGCCAUUGUUGGGAAAAAAAAAAAAACCUGCAGGCAUGGCGCAGUUACAUACAACAUGAGCGACAAAGCUAUGGCCAGUGGGCCAUAUGUGUGCAAUUAUAGAAACAACAGGACUCUUAAACCACUCAUGCGCCUAAUAUUUCAUGGUCACAAUUAUUUGGGGGUCUUAAUGUCAUGGGGAAAAAAGUGUUACCCAACCUUCACACGUGUCACAGUCACAAAUGUACAGAAUUGCACUUAGGACAUGAGUGGACACUAAAGUCCCACAUUCUACUUACAGUAUACAGUUCACUCCCGCAUAUUUGCUGUUCAGCAAUAUUUGAGAACACGUCCUGCGUUAUUCGUGAGAAAUCUCACUUUUUCUUUGAAAUUUGAAAUGCAUGUGCCAGGGCUCAUCUUCCACUACAAGAGGAUUUGGAUUUCUUCCUCAUUAACUGCCAUUGUCGGCAAUAGAGUAAGGGCGUAGGUUUGGUCUCAACAUUGGUAGGGACGUUAUACCAGCAUUACUUGCAUGUACACUUUUUGCUUGGGACAUUAAUAAGACCAAACAGAUUGGGUGAAUGGGGGUCAAGAAUACAUUUCCCACGAAUAUGAACCUAAUUAAUUGAUAGGCUAAAUCAGGGUUGCUCAUUACGUCAAUCGCAACGCUGGUGUGCGGCAUCAAACAAACAAAAAUAAUAGAAAAAAAAACAGCAGCAUGUGUGUUGUUUGACUGUCAACACUUUCCUGUGAAACACAGACUGGGAUCUCUCUCUCUCUCUCUAAGUAACGUCUUGCUCACGUUGUUCUGGUUCUAUAGUUUUCAGCAGUGUUCAACACAUUUCCCACAGUUUAAUUAAUGUUAAUAGGACAAAACACAAACAAGGGGACACUUCUUUCUAAGCAGCUUCCUACUUGAGUUUGGAGGUUAGCAAAUUCACACAGUUUAAUGUUAUGCUAACUCUGAUGCAGGUCGGUCUUUCAGCAUAGCAAAAUUAGUGGUGUGGUUCCCACCUUCACAACAUUGACUUAAAAUGUUUUUUAUUUUUUUUAAUUUUUAUUUUUACAUUACUUACAGUGGCUGCGGCAGCCAAAAAAACUUCUAAUAUCCCUCCCCUUUGAAAGAGAACGCUGCAUGUUCCCUGUCGGAACUGUGUAAAGUGUUAGCGUGGACGUGUGUGUGUGUGGCGGGGGUGGGUUUCAACGAAUCAAACGUGCGUUUGAGGGAAAAAAUGGACCGGCAGAUUCAGCAAGUGAAAAGGGGUAGAUUUAAGUCCGAACAUAAUGAAAAUAAUUCACUUUAUAUUGGUUAAAUCAUAUGGGAAGACAAUCCAAAUUACCUAGAGUAUAUAACCGAAGCCAUUAUAUACUGCAUAUGAGGUUGGUUAAAAGUUGGUGGGGCCAAUUUGAGCAUCCUCAAAAGUAUGUAGUGUUAUGUCCCUACGGUUCUAUGCAAACCUACGCCUUUGCAAUAGACAUCCAAUUCAUUUAAACGUGGAGGGUUGAAAAAGAUAAGAAUAGAAAAAGUUAAUGCUCUUUUUUUUUUUAAUUGUAUUCU
This is a messenger RNA of Corythoichthys intestinalis (scribbled pipefish), 7990 nucleotides long. RefSeq names its product adenylate cyclase type 1-like. The coding region runs from base 222 to 3671 and encodes 1149 amino acids. NCBI's taxonomy places the organism in Eukaryota, Metazoa, Chordata, Actinopteri, Syngnathiformes, Syngnathidae. The transcript has 20 exons. Gene Ontology annotation, biological process: adenylate cyclase-activating G protein-coupled receptor signaling pathway; cAMP biosynthetic process; intracellular signal transduction. Gene Ontology annotation, cellular component: plasma membrane. Gene Ontology annotation, molecular function: adenylate cyclase activity. The record is from RefSeq and is a predicted model, not a curated record.